AUGAGCGGCGUCUCGCACACAAUCGUGUCUGUAUUGGCUGUGCUGCUCGGCACCUUCGCGGCCCCGCAGCGGCUGCGGGUGCUGCGUCCUCUCUGCGAGCGGUGGAGGGUCGGCGUGCCGCACGCGGUUGCAGCGACGCGUGAGGAGGACGCCUGCCGCGUGGCGAUGGGGCGGCUGGCGGCGAAAAUGGGCCGCGUGAUGGAGAAAAGCGCCAAUAAAGCUUCACUUGAAAGCGAGCCGCGUAAAACGUCUAUGCCGCUCAUGUCCUUCUUUCGCGGUGACGAUGAGCUGCACGCACUCAACCCCGCUGUUGGGGGAGAUGAGAGCCUCGGGAGGCGUCAGCCACACAGCAGCUUCAGCCGGUCGUCAUUGUCCGCGAUGGAGGAACCGGUUGUCACCGUCCACGUUCGUCGGCGCGUGUAA
Molecule: messenger RNA, 423 nt
Organism: Trypanosoma conorhini
Lineage: Eukaryota; Euglenozoa; Kinetoplastea; Trypanosomatida; Trypanosomatidae
Product: receptor-type adenylate cyclase
Exons: 1
Coding region: 1-423 (140 amino acids)
Source: RefSeq, a predicted model, not a curated record